CUACGGCUCCACGUGGUUUCGCUUAUAUAUGUGUUAAUGUGUUAUCAACGGACGAAAUUAAUAGAGCAAAGAUGAAUGAAAAUAAACGAGGGCCAUACAAACAAUACUUAAAAAGUGACGAUAGCAGGGAUGAAAUUCCUACAUCAACAGUGAUUUCUCGAAAGAAACGACGCGAAGAACUAAACCACCGACGUGCAAAACCGAGUCGACCACCACAUAAUGAUGAGGUUAUGUUUCAUGUUGUUAAUAGUGAACGACUGCUUGAUAAUCAUGAAAACAACGAUCAUAAUGACUGUGAAUCUGAAAAAGAACGUGAUUCGACAAUGAUGGGCAAUAAUGACAAUUUACGAGAUGUUGAAAAUAUUUGUGACAGCAAUUUGUCGCAAGAGAGUGUCAAUGAUGAUCAAGAACACUCUGCUAAUGACAGUGCAUCAAGCGAAGACGUAGGUGACGAUGAUGAUUCUAAUAUCAUUGACGAAGACAGAUCGUCAAUUAUAAGCGAUUCUUAUAAUGGAGCUGACAAUUUGGAAUCCAGUGACGAUGCAAGCGAAGAAAAUGCACAACGAGAUGACAUGGAUGAGAGUGAGGAUGAUGAGAUAAAUCAUUACCCCAAUGAUCAAGUGUGGCGACAUCUUAUAUACGAAGACUGUGAUCUCACCAAAGAAGAAAAUGUCCUUAUAAUGAUGAGUAUGGCUCUUCGUCAUAAUUUUACCGAUGAAGCAUUACAGUCUCUUAUUCAAACAAUUGACUGCCAUCUUCCACACAGAUGCCACGGUUCGAAAUAUCUUUUCUUAAAAGCAUUCCCGAAGAAUAAUUAUCGAGUAUACUACUAUUGUUCGCAAUGUUUAUUUGUAUUAAAUAUUGACCAUAACUGCAUUACUGUGCGUUGCGAUAAUUGUUUAAAGCAUUAUAAAUUAUCGGAAUUGAAGAAAGAUCAGGCAUUUUUUAUAUAUAUUCCGCUGAAAGAACAACUAAUCGAACUCGUUAAUUCUGAGAUUUACGCGCAAUUUCGGCAAGAAAGCGAUGAUAGUGAUAUUAUCAAUGGAACACUGUACCAUAAUUUAAAGAGAAAAAAUGUCAUAGGAAAGAAUGAUAUUACAAUACAGUGGAACACGGAUGGCGUACAGUUGUUCAAUUCCUCUUUAACAUCUUUAUGGCCAAUUUUAGUGUCCAUUAAUGAAUUGCCUUAUCGUAUACGAAAACAACAAAUAUUAUUAACUGGUUUGUGGUUCAAUUCAAGGAAACCUCCCAUGAACAUUUUCCUUAAACCUUUUGUUGAUGAACUUAUAGAGUUACAUAAUAUUGGUUUUGAAAGUACGACACUUACAAACAAUAAAAAAAUCCGUAUAAAAGUUCAUACACUAGUUGCACCAGUUGAUUCUGUUGCCAGACCAGCAAUUCAAUGUAUGAAGCAAUUUAAUGGAAUAUAUGGAUGUUCAUAUUGUUACCAUAAAGGAAAACAGAUUUGCACAGGACAAAACGGACGAAAACGAAUAUACUGUGGAAAUAUAAGCACUUUACGUAAAAAAAGCCAUUACGAAUAUCAAUCCGAGAAAACCCUACGAAAAAACAAGCCAGUCAAAGGUGUGAAAGGUCCAUCCGUUGUUGCACUUAUACCACUUUUUGAUGUAAUUUCAUCAUUUCCGCCGGAAUAUAUGCACAGUGUUGCAGAAGGCGUUAUUAAACAAUUUGUAAUAGCGUGGUUUGACCCUAGGAAUCGCGAUAAAGAUUGGUGCUUAACUAAGCACAAGUCGUGUUUUGAUAAAAGAUUACUGAGCAUGAAACCUACCCACGAAAUAACUAGGACGCCACGAUCGAUCACACAACGUAAAUUGUGGAAAGCAUCAGAAUAUAAAAAUUUUGCGUUGUACUAUUCUAUUGUUUGUUUAGAAGGGCUAAUGCCAAAGAAAUAUGUUAAACAUUGGCUAUUAUUCGUGUACAGUAUGCAUGUUUUUCUAAGUAUGCGAAUGCGUUCUAAUGAAUUUAUUAUGGCUACAUUAACACUUCGAAAAUUUGUGUUUGAUAUUGAAAAAUUGUAUGACAAAACGUUUAUGAAUUAUAAUGUACAUAUGAUGUUACAUAUUCCGGAAGCUGUUAAAAAGUUCGGCGUCUUAUGGGCAUGGUCAACUUUCCCUUUUGAAAAUUUUAAUCACACAAUACAAUCACUAUUUAAAGGUACCCAAUGUAUUCCGGAACAAAUAUGUAAAUUUUAUUCCCGUAUAAGAUAUAUUAAGCAAAGUUCAACUUUCAAUAAACCAAACUGUAGCGUAAAAGGAAAGGCUGUUUUUGACUCACUUAUGAAGCAAUGUCGAAUUCAAAGAUGUAUAGAAUAUGAAAAUCAUUUAACAGCGUUUGGUCCUUCAAAAAAAAUCGACUUUUCCUUGAUUGAAAAAAUCACUAUUGAAGAAUUUUUGGGAGACUCUGUUAAAAACAAAGCAUUGACUUUUCAGCGUUUUAUCUAUAAAAAUGUUCUGUACCACGGUUUCGAUUAUGCUAGAUUGAUAAAAAGACGAAACAAUACCGUUUUAACACAAUCUGGUUCUUUGUUAGUUAUUCAGUAUCUAUGUAUAGCAGAAAAAGCUACAGGCGAAAAGAAGCAACUGUUAAUUUGUAAGGAACUGCGAGUACUGAAGCAAGAAGUGUUAUGUAAAAAUAAGAAUGUAUCGUCGAAUAAUUUCUCUUAUGUUGUAGAAGAAAUGGACAAUAUUAGAUGCUCAUUGCUUCAUAUGAUUAAAAAUAAAUGCAUUAAUAUUCCUGUCUUUUCAUCAAACAACGAUAAUUCUAAUAAUAACAAGCGAUGCAUUAUACCUCUUGUAAACUCUGUAGAAACUGAUUGAAAUAAGAAUGUAUAUAAACAACAAAUAAAAUAAUUUGCAUUU
Molecule: messenger RNA, 2879 nt
Organism: Wasmannia auropunctata (little fire ant)
Lineage: Eukaryota; Metazoa; Arthropoda; Insecta; Hymenoptera; Formicidae
Exons: 3
Coding region: 72-2837 (921 amino acids)
Source: RefSeq, a predicted model, not a curated record